Oikopleura dioica is the source of this 462-nucleotide messenger RNA. NCBI's taxonomy places the organism in Eukaryota, Metazoa, Chordata, Appendicularia, Copelata, Oikopleuridae. The record is from the annotation of a GenBank genome assembly.
AUGGUCCAGUUUCUGCUCUACAGAGGUUUGACAGCGAAUUGUCGAAAUGUCAAAAGCCAGUCGCCAUCGGAAGUAGUAGGCGAAGCAGCCGCGGCAAAAGACGUCAAGAAGGUCAAACGAAUUCGACGAGUCUUGAAGGAAAACGCAAUUCUGCAGAAACAGCUCGCGCAAAAUUACAAAGAAAAACUUCGCGCCGAGCGAAAAGAACGCGAAAGCUUGGAAUCUCUUUCCACAAAAUCAAAAUGGGAAUUUACCUGCGAAGAAUUUCUCCAUUCUCUUGAGGGAAUUUUAUGCGGCGUGAGCCACAGCGUCAAAGAGGGCGAUUUCUCGGACCGCAGCAGCUCCUCGCAAUCCUCAAAUUCGCACACUGGCCUACGAACCACAACUACAACCAGCUCGAUCGUCACUACAGAUCCCGCUAAGGGAUUCGCGCAUUUUACUCGACCACUCCCUCUUUCAUAA